AUGUCAUCGCUGGUAUUCCUGCAGCUCCUUCUAUUGAGCCUCAGGGUCACACACAUGACCUCUGACCUGAGGGCGCACUGUCCAGAUGCGGCUCCUCUGGACCUCCUGUCUCUUGUCCUUGGUAAGGACACCUCCAGACUGAUGCCAGGGGUGCACGUGAGACCUUCGGGAGGGAUGAAGGGUGUUCAUUUUUCCAGGCCUCAGCCUUCCUCUCAGCUGCUGCUCAACUGCGAGCUUUUCCCCAAAGAUUUCUCCAUCGUGGUGACGCUCAAAGUCGCUCGCUUCGCACAUGAGAAAAGCGAGUACAUCUUUUCCUUGAUGGAGCCAAAAAGGGCAGAGCGAGGAUCCGGAGGGGAUGAAAGCAAAAAGGAAAGCUUUUUGCAUAAGAAUACAGAGAUGGACGUCCCAAGAGCGGAACAUCGGCGUCUCAUCCUGGGACUGAGGAUCUCGCGGAGCCGACUUCACCUGCUUUAUAAAGGUCAACGAGGGAUCAUAGAGCAGUCUCUGUUCCGGGCAACCCGCUUAACUGACAACCGGUGGCACACCCUGGUUGUGUCCAUUGUCGGUGGACGUGUCAGGCUCACGGUGGACUGCAGCUCUCCGCAGGAAAUCACCCUUCCCUCCAGGCCCUUCCCCCCAGACCUCCACUUCCACGGAUCCAGAUUCUACAUUGGCAGCCGAGGCAGAUGGAAAGGCUUGUUUUCAGGUCUGUUGCGACAGUUGGUUUUGGUUCCCGGGUUGGAUGCCACUCAACGGAUAUGCCCAUCUUCCCAUCCUCAACUAGCAUCUCUGUCGGUGCCGGGGCUUCUGCUGUCAGAUGAACCCGCCGCUCGGAUGGAAACCGAUGCUCACCUUAUUCCAGAUGAAACCGAGGCGAGGGUGUAUGUGGGCUUACAGAGUCCAUGCUCUGAGCUGCUUCAAGGCCAAAUGUGGUUCAGUCCGCUCAGGAAAGGUCUCUACCUUUGUGAUGGUACCACCUGGACCACCGUGCUUGAGGCUCCUAAACGACUGGACUAUGUUGUUGAACACCAGGUUCUCACCACCAGCUCAGAGACACAUGACAUAGAGGUGUUCCAGGUACCAGGUGUUGGUCUGAUGGCCGCUAUGGCUCACCGCUCCACAGCCUCUGGCUCCGCCGUGUACCAGUGGACGCAACACAAAGGUUUCCAGUUGUACCAGAAUAUCAGCACCCAUGGAGCUUUGGCAUGGAGACAUUUCAACAUGGGCAAGAAGAUCUUUCUGGUGGUGUCCAACUCCGGAGCAGGCAACGACAUUAGCAGGGAAUCAAACAGGCCGGACGUGUCUGUCAUUUACAAGUGGAACAAAAGAAAAAAACUAUUUGUGCAGUUCCAGACCCUGCAGACCCACUGCGCACGGGACUGGGAGGCCUUUAGAAUCCAUCGACAAACCUACCUUGCAGUGGCCAACCACAGAAUCGGUGAAAAAAACCACACCAUCGACAGCGUGGUGUACAAGUGGAACAGGCCGACUAAGUCCUUCCAAGUUCACCAGAAGCUGAAGACGUCAGGGGCCUACGACUGGGAGUUCUUCAAAGUUGGACCGUACCAUUUUCUGGUGGUGGCAAACGCUUUCGAUGGGGUAACCACAUCGGUAGACUCUGUCAUCUACGUUUGGGUCGAUGGAAACUUCCAGGUGUUCCAGACCAUUAAGACUUUUUGUGCCACCGACUGGGAAAUGUUCCAGAUUGGGAAAAUAGUCUUCUUGGUGGUUGCCAAUGGACACAGGCUCCAUGGUAACGGGCCUAGCGAGUACGCCAUCAACUCCACCGUCUACGAGCUGGAUGUGAACGAGCGACUGUUUGUCCGUUUCCAGGAUAUUGUCACCUACAGCGCGGUGGAUUGGGAGUUCUUCAGCCUCGGGGAGGAAUACUUUCUAGUGGUUGCUAAUUCCUUCAACGGAGAAUCGUACUCUCUCAACAGCGUUCUCUACAGGUGGCAAGGUUACGAAGGCUUUGUCCCCAUCCACUGGCUCCCAACCAUCGGCUGCAGUGACUGGGAGUUCUUUACUGCCAACGGAGAGUCUUAUCUGAUCUACUCCAGCGCCAAAGUGCCUCUCUCCAAAGUGUUCAAACUGAAAAUGUACUGAGCUCCGUACCAUAUUUAAGCAUGUAUAUCCCUUUCCCUAUCAAAAAGGCAGGGCGUGCAGCAUCCAUUUGUAUGUAUUCUCCACAAAGUGCACUGAAAAAAGUGUGGUGGUGGUCAGUAGCACAAAAAAUGUAAGUUAUUAAGAUAACGAUAAGCUACUCUGCCUAAAGCUUUGGAUAUCAGAGUGAGUGGUGUUUUGCACAUAAUUAAAUACCAUUUGCUGCCAUAUUACUGUUUGUUACUGUUUGAAGACAAAGUAUGGGUCGAUACAGGGUCAGUAAAACACACAUUGUUUACCAUCCACCAGGAUGGCCGAGAGGUUAAGGCGUUGGACUUAAGAUCCAAUGGACAAUAGUCCUCGUGGGUUCGAACCCCACUCCUGGUACAGGAUCCAUUAUGUAUGUUGUUCGGCAAUGUUUCAGCUGAAUCUGUUAUUACUAUACAAACUGCAAUUUAAUCACUAAUUGUGUAUGUCUGUAUUUCAAAAUAAUGGAGUGAGUGAUGAUGGUGCUUAAAGAGAGGAUAAAGCCGGAGAAUAACUAUUAAAAUGACAACAAUCAACAGUUUUUUGGUGCAUAAA
Molecule: messenger RNA, 2685 nt
Organism: Doryrhamphus excisus (bluestripe pipefish)
Lineage: Eukaryota; Metazoa; Chordata; Actinopteri; Syngnathiformes; Syngnathidae
Source: RefSeq, a predicted model, not a curated record